This is a messenger RNA of Leptopilina boulardi, 781 nucleotides long. RefSeq lists its product as uncharacterized. Gene Ontology annotation, biological process: sensory perception of smell; detection of chemical stimulus involved in sensory perception of smell. Gene Ontology annotation, molecular function: olfactory receptor activity; odorant binding. Gene Ontology annotation, cellular component: plasma membrane. The record is from RefSeq and is a predicted model, not a curated record. Lineage: Eukaryota; Metazoa; Arthropoda; Insecta; Hymenoptera; Figitidae. The transcript is spliced from 3 exons. The coding region runs from base 17 to 781 and encodes 254 amino acids.
UGGAAAAUUAAAGAAAAUGUAUAAAGCUGAGUUUUCAAUAAAGCUUCUUACAAUCGCUGGUGCUCAUAGACCAAUAAGUUGGUCAUCAUUCUUCACAAAAACUUUAUAUAAUAUUUUUACUAUCUUCGUGAUUAUUCUUUUACAAUCCUUUAAUAUUUCAUUGUUUAUGAACCUUACUCUGCAUUCAUUAAAUGAUAUUGACGAUUUAGCAGAAUCAUUAUGUUGGUCUUUAGCAGCUUUUAUUAUUAGCGCCAAAAUGACCAAUUUUCUACUGCGACGAGAAGAUAUUAUAAAAUUGAUAAGAAUUUUAAGUGAAGAUUGCUUAAAAACUCGCAACAAUAAAGAGAAAAUAAUUCAAGACAAAUGUGAUUUUACAGCUAUAUGGAACACGAAGUAUUUUGUCAUAACAAGCUAUGCCACAGCGUUAGCGAUGACAUUAGGAGAAUUAACAAAAGGCAAAAAUAAUAUUAGUUUGCCAAUCAAAGCUUCGUUUCCUUAUGAUUAUAAUCAGAGAUUAGCAUUUUGUUUGACAUAUAUUAGUCAAUGUGUGACUAUUUAUUUUAGUGCAUUUAUUACUAUUGCAUCCGAAUCAUUUGUAAUGACAAUGUUGAUUCAAAUUUGUUCUCAACUAGAUAUAAUAAGUCAUCGACUACAAUGUUUAUCACAUUUGUAUAGAAGCAAUAUAAAAUCUAUUAUAUUCAAUGAAUCAGAAGAGGCAAAAAUUAUCAAAAACUGUAUUAUGCAGCAUAAUUACGUUUACAUAUCUUUGUGUUACGUUUGA